Molecule: messenger RNA, 798 nt
Organism: Labrus bergylta (ballan wrasse)
Lineage: Eukaryota; Metazoa; Chordata; Actinopteri; Labriformes; Labridae
Source: RefSeq, a predicted model, not a curated record
UAAGAUGAAGGGUUCAGAUAACCAGGAGAAGCUCGUGUAUCAGGUCAUCGAGGACGCAGGAAACAAAGGGAUCUGGAGCAGAGAUAUCCGUUUUAAGAGUAACCUCCCUCUGACUGAGAUCAACAAGAUCCUGAAGAACCUGGAGAGUAAGAAGCUCAUCAAAGCCGUCAAGUCUGUGGCUGCGUCUAAGAAGAAGGUGUACAUGCUGUAUAACCUGCAGCCCGACCGCUCGGUGACGGGCGGCGCCUGGUACAGCGACCAGGACUUUGAGUCUGAGUUUGUGGAAGUCCUGAACCAGCAGUGCUUCAAGUUCCUGCAGAGCAAGGCUGAAGCGGCGAGGGACAGUAAACAGAGUCCCAUGGUUCAGAGGAACAGCUCCUUCGCCACCUCACACGAAGUCUGGAAGUACAUCUGCGAGCUGGGAAUCAGCAAGGUGGAUCUGUCUAUGGACGACAUCGAGACCAUCCUGAACACGCUCAUCUACGACGGGAAGGUGGAGAUGACCAUCAUCGCCGCCAAGGAGGGGACGGUGGGCAGCGUGGACGGACAGAUGAAGCUGUACCGCGGCGUCAACCCCAUCCUGCAGCCCACCGGCCUCGUCAGGACGCCGUGCGGCCUCUGCCCGGUGUUUGAAGACUGUCAUGAAGGAGGAGAGAUCUCGCCGUCUAACUGCGUUUACAUGAGCGAGUGGUUGGACUUCUGACAGCUCGUCUCCUCCUCUCUCUUUUCUCUCACAGCUGUGAUCCACAACAUUUAUUUUCUAUUUAUCUCAAAGUCUAAUAAAAGUCUCAAACGGCC